Molecule: messenger RNA, 720 nt
Organism: Colletotrichum chrysophilum
Lineage: Eukaryota; Fungi; Ascomycota; Sordariomycetes; Glomerellales; Glomerellaceae
Exons: 2
Coding region: 1-720 (239 amino acids)
Source: RefSeq, a predicted model, not a curated record
AUGACAGCAACAAGACAUCUCACAACGUCACCGAGGUCGUUCCACAGAUUCGCCGACCUUCCCGCUGAACUCCGUCUCAAAAUAUGGGAAGACGCAUCGACAGGACCCUCAAUGCACGUCUUCGACGUCUGCUUCCCAUCCUGGCGCGGCGCGGAACGCAGCAAACGCACGUUCCAAGACGUUGACGGCCACAUGUCGGAAGCGAAUCAGGCGCGCUGGAGCAAAUACAGCCAGUGCGUCUUCCUCGAUGCCUUAGAGGCUGGACCAGCAGAGCUGGCGCGCUCCACGCGCGUCGCGAGACAUGCGUACGACCCGAGCGUGUAUAAGCAACGGCGCGCGCAGCAGUUGACGUCCGCCGAAGCCUCGGGAGCGACUACAAAGCCGGGGAAGGACGUCAAUACCGUGUGUCUGCCUGGACGGAACGAGAAGAUCGUGUACGACAAUGAGGAGGACGUGAUUUUCCUGAGGUUCAGAGACGGCGGCGCGGUGACGGAGCUAUCGCAGGGAGUGCUGUUUGGGGAGUAUGAUGCCUCUGGGGCGAACAGUCUGAGCGAGGUGCUCGAGGGGCCGUGGAGCGCGGAGAUGGCGGCGACGUUGCACGGUGGGAGGAAGAUUGCGCUGGACGUUGCUGAGACGUGGACGAAGGAGACUGUUGGGGCGGUCUUGUUGGAGGAGGUUGCGUAUCUGGGGUGCUGGGCUGCGGGUGUUGUAUCUGGUUGA